AUGAUCAGUUCAAAGAGGCUCAUCAAGCUGGCCAAAAGAUGGAAGAAAUUUGCUGCCAUCCGAAGAAAGAGGACUUCAUUUCCAAGACUAAACGAUGGCACGGAUAGCUGGAGUACUUCGUUUGCAGUUAACAAGGGUCAUUUUGUUAUCUACACAACUGAUCAGAAGCGGUUUGUUGUCCCUCUAACUUAUAUCGAGAAUGAGAUUAUUAGGCAACUCUUGAACUUGUCUAAAGAAGAAUUUGGACUUCCAAGCGAUGGGCCUAUUACCCAGCCUUGUGAUGCAGUCUUCAUGGACUACAUCGUUUCACUUCUUACACGAGGUUUAUCCCAAGAAAUCGAGAAUGCAUUGCUAGUCUCAGUUACUUCACAUCGGUGUUCAUCAGCUCCACUACACCAUGAAGGGUGGAGAAAUCAGGAAUUGCUAGUUUGCUGA
This is a messenger RNA of Ipomoea triloba (trilobed morning glory), 435 nucleotides long. RefSeq names its product auxin-responsive protein SAUR68-like. The record is from RefSeq and is a predicted model, not a curated record. The coding region runs from base 1 to 435 and encodes 144 amino acids. The transcript has a single exon. Gene Ontology annotation, biological process: response to auxin. NCBI's taxonomy places the organism in Eukaryota, Viridiplantae, Streptophyta, Magnoliopsida, Solanales, Convolvulaceae.